This is a messenger RNA of Punctularia strigosozonata HHB-11173 SS5, 1693 nucleotides long. Its product is annotated as armadillo/beta-catenin/plakoglobin. Bases 38 to 1657 code for a protein of 539 amino acids. The transcript has 16 exons. Lineage: Eukaryota; Fungi; Basidiomycota; Agaricomycetes; Corticiales; Punctulariaceae. Gene Ontology annotation, cellular component: cytoplasm. The record is from RefSeq and is a predicted model, not a curated record. Gene Ontology annotation, molecular function: kinase activity; ATP binding.
CUUGCUUCAGUUUUCCGCCUCACCAACUGGCUCAGCCAUGGACGACAAGGCGUCGUUACAACCCGUCCAAAAGCCUUCCUUUCGACCACCGCUAUCCCGAACACUGUCAAAUCUGCCAGCGCCAACAGUUGCGCGCCUGAAGAAAACAACGGGGCUGGAGUCGCAUUUCCUCAAAUCCCAUGGUCGGCCCCCAUGGUAUGGCGAAGAUGGUAACCCUAUUAGUGAUGCGUUCGUCAUCGGUAUAGCUGGUGGUUCUGCAAGCGGCAAGACGCACGUUGCAAGGCAGAUAGUACAAUCUCUUGGCUCCAUUCCAACGGUGAUCAUUUUAUCGCAAGACAGCUUCUACAAGAAGCAUGAUGAAGCCGAACUAGCUCUAGCAUUUGCGAACAAGUACGAUUUUGACCAUCCUGAUGCUUUGGACAUGCAACUGUUCGCCUCCUGUCUCGAAGACCUGAAGAAGUGCAGGCAAACGCACAUCCCGGUGUACUCAUUCACAGAGCAUCAAAGACUUCCACGAAGUGAAGACCGAUAUCUGUAUGGUGCCACUGUUAUCAUCGCUGAAGGCAUAAUGGCUUUACUUGACCCUACUCUUCGUAACUUGUACGACCUCAAGGUGUUCGUCCAAUGCGACUCCGAUCUGAUGCUUGCGCGACGGAUAAGGAGAGACGUGAAGGAGCGCGGGCGAACGAUAGAUGGGGUUCUUGAUCAGUACUUGCGAUUUGUCAAGCCUGCUUAUGAUAACUUCGUGCUACCCACCUCCCGUCACGCAGAUAUUAUCGUACCUGGCUCGGAUAAUGAAGUGGCAAUCGACCUUAUCUCUACCCACAUCAGGCGGCAACUAGCGGAUCGUGCUCGGUCAUUUCGUCCACACAUGGUUCCCAGUCCCUCAUCCGCGUCUUUCGCGUCCAGUCCCAACAACGCUUUGGAAGAUAAACCCAAUUUCAUUCUCAUGAAACAGACCCCACAACUCAAGGGGAUAUACACGAUUUUGAGGGAUCGGACCACCUCUCGCCAAGAUUUUAUUUUCUUCGUCGAUCGCCUGGCUACCUACUUAGUGGAGAAGGCUAUGGAAUACCUUCCACAUAAGCCUAAGACUGUGACGACUCCCGUAGAGGUCGAAGCUCAUGGGCAGAUGAUUCAACCAUGCUGCCUUUGCGGUGUAUCAAUCCUACGAGCUGGUGGCUUGCUUGAACGUGGUUUGUCCAGGGUUAUCCCCGACGUGACUGUUGGGUCGUUACUUGUGCAGUCCGAUACGAAGACCGGCGAACCUCUGCUCCUUCAUACCAUGUUACCGGAAUGCAUUCGGAACCGGGAACGCGCCCGCGAUGCAUGGGUGUUUCUGUUGGAUGCACAGGUUGGUACAGCAGCGUCGGCCUUCAUGGCCAUUCGAGUCCUUCUCGACCACGGCGUCCAACCAGGACACAUUAUCCUGAUAACCUUCUUAGUCGCUCGUAACGGGGGCAUUCCGUUCCUACAGCGCGCCUUCCCGGAUGUGAAAAUAGUCACAGGGGCCAUUGACGACGGCCUCAGAGAGGUUUGGCUGGAUCAAACGCCUGUGGAGAGCGAUGGUCCCAAGGCAUCUUCCCAAGGUGGUCACAAAGCCUGGGUGGUUGAGCCAGGUUUGGGACAAAUGGGUGAUCGAUAUUAUUUAUCGUAGGAUACGCGACGUUCCCGCUACCGGGCCGCUGUAGUC